Oxyura jamaicensis (ruddy duck) is the source of this 2290-nucleotide messenger RNA. It is a transcript of the gene TENT5D, whose product is annotated as terminal nucleotidyltransferase 5D. Gene Ontology annotation, molecular function: RNA binding; poly(A) RNA polymerase activity. The transcript is spliced from 3 exons. The coding region runs from base 181 to 1356 and encodes 391 amino acids. Gene Ontology annotation, biological process: mRNA stabilization. The record is from RefSeq and is a predicted model, not a curated record. NCBI's taxonomy places the organism in Eukaryota, Metazoa, Chordata, Aves, Anseriformes, Anatidae.
CGGGGCCCUGCGCCACCCGGCUCCGGGGGAGCCCUCGCGCUUUCCCUGGGAGGUUCACGUUUUUAUCAGUGACAAGAUGACAACUCGUAUUUUUACCAAAGGAUCCAGUGACUCAUCCUAUUAACCUGCUGGAAUACGUGCUUGCCAAUUGUCCUGCCACGUUAGCCAACUGAUAUCACAAUGACUGAGGACUUAGACCACAGAUUCAGUAGUCUCACCUGGGAUCAGAUUAAAAUCUUGGAUCAAGUCUUAGCAGAGGUAAUACCUAUUCACGGGAGAGGGAAUUUUCCAACGCUGGAAGUAAAACCCAAGGAUAUAAUUCAUGUGGUGCAAGAACAGCUCAUCGAAAAGCAAAUCACUGUUCGAGAUAUCCGCCUGAAUGGUUCAACAGCUAGCCACAUCCUAGUGAAGCAGAAUGGAACUAGUUAUAAGGACCUAGAUAUCAUUUUUGGGGUGGAACUUCCAAGUGAGCUCGAGUUCCAGGUUGUUAAGGAAGCAGUUCUUAAUUGCCUAUUGGACUUUUUGCCGAAGUGUGUUAAUAAGGAAAAAAUCACUGCCCAGACCAUGAAAGAUGCCUAUGUGCAGAAAAUGGUCAAGGUCUCUACCGACCACGAUCGCUGGAGUCUCAUCUCGCUGUCAAACAACAGCGGCAAGAAUGUGGAGUUAAAGUUCGUCAACUCGCUCAGGCGGCAGUUCGAGUUCAGUGUGGACUCCUUCCAAAUCAUACUGGACUCCAUACUAAAUGUUUACAGAGAAACAGACUGCAAACUAGCAGAGGACUCUCACCCCACUGUUAUUGCAGAGAGUAUGUAUGGAGACUUCAAGGAAGCAAUGGACCAUUUAAAGUACAAACUGAUCUCCACGAGGAACCCUGAGGAGAUCAGAGGAGGCGGCCUUCUGAAGUACAGCAAUCUCCUGGUUCGUGACUUCAAACCAGCAGAUGAGGCUGAAAUUAAAUCUCUGGAACGUUACAUGUGCUCCAGAUUCUUCAUUGAUUUUCCAGAUGUUGCUGAGCAGCAAAGGAAAAUUGAGUCAUAUCUGCGCAACCACUUCAUUGGGGAAGAAAAAAGCAAGUAUGACUACUUGAUGACUCUGCGUGGAGUUGUAAAUGAGAGCACAGUCUGUCUCAUGGGACACGAACGAAGACAAACUCUGAAUAUGAUUACAAUUCUGGCUCUGAAAGUGCUUGGAGAACAAAAUAUCAUCCCAAAUGCAGCUAAUGUAACAUGCUAUUAUCAGCCUGCUCCAUAUAUCAGUGACAGAAACUUCAGCAAUUACUACAUUGCUCAUGGACAACCGCCUAUCAUCUACCAGCCAUACCCAUUUCACAUACAAAUGCAAAGCGGCAUGGUUUAGGAACACGGUAACCUCCUCAGCACUUAGACCCCUCUCUCUUUCCAGUUCUCUCCGUAAUAAAUGCCUCAUUAAACCAAGUUUUAUCAUCACUUUUGAUUUUAGGACAUAUUUUUGUGCAAGUUGCCAAAGUUGGUUGGUCAAUGUCUCAAACACCUUUAAGCAGAUCAUAAAAUGAGUAAAAUGGUUAUUGUUAUUCAUGAUGUAUUUAUACCCCCAUGUGUACUUGGGCUGUACUUUUCUUUUGGAUGAAAAGAGAAGGAUAUAAAUUAUUCUAAUUGUAUAAGACAAAAUGCACUAAGGUCUGGGUUCUAAUAAAUUCUUAAGCAAAAUUUAACUAGUGGAAAUGAAAAAUUAAGCCUUCUACUGAAAUGCCUCUCAGUAGAAAUGCCUAAUUCUAGAAAUGCUACUGUUCUGGGCACAUUAAACUAAAGCAUCCACCAGUUACACCCACGCGGUUCCAACAACAUUUAUUUGCAGCACCUUUUGAAAAUACAUGUUGAUGGUCUGCCUCUCGGUGGACUGUGCGCCUCUUUGUAGGCUCACGUCUGAUCACUCUCGACUCCCAUCAGAAACAUGAGGUCCCUCCCCUCACCAGAGUGCUUGUCAGUAGGGGUUAGCAGGAAACAUCUCUACCAAGAGCAGAAUCAGCCUUUUUGUGAAUCCAAAAUUUCUGCUGACCUGAGUGAGAGAUUUGGCCGCUUACAUAGUGCAGUGUUGAACCCCAGGAUCUGACUCACAGAUAAUGAAAAAGAUACAACUAUUCUGAUUAUAGUAGUCGUGAGCAACAAGGUAAUAGAACGAGAGAGAAGGUGAAAAUUGAGCACAUAGGGCUUGCUUUUUAUUGCUAAUUUAUUAUUGAUCAGAGAUACUUCAAUGUAUAACAAAAGGAAAAAAAAAAAAGGCCAGGACCAUGUUGAUUUUAAGCGAAUUAAAA